GCGAAUCUAGCACGCGGCUCGAGUCUAAAGCUUGGCGUCAGGACGACGUUACAUAGUUAAUUUCAGCUAGGGCUAGGAGCUGCCUAGUUCUAGGCGUCGCCCCGUAAGGCGACCCCAUGGGCUUUUAAUCCGCUUGCUGGGAUCGGAAUCUCGCGAUCCUCGCUUCCUGAGUUGCGGACUUCUAUGCGAUUUGUGCAUUGAACAAUUCGGUCCUCUUGUAUGCGUUCCUAGUAUAAAAGGACCGAGAUGUCUUCGAGAACUCAUGAUGGCAUCUCUUCCCACCCACCCCGACAACUCGUUUCUCUACUCUCCUAGUAGCACCACAUUCGCUCGCUCCUAUUAACAAUGCGUUCAUUCAUCUUAACUUUGUCGGCAGCAGUCGCCGUGACGGCUCUUCCUGAUGUCACCGUCGUUCGCAAGGAGCUCACUUGCAGCAACUGGCCGUUCUAUCGUCAAAUGAACAGCGUUGCGGGACCAUUCAGUCUCUUCGCCGACUCUACUGGCAACGCCGAUAUUGACGGCAACAGGGCUUCCUACGUCACCAUAAGCGACUCAUCAAUUGCAUCAGGCUGGAUUGGCAUAACAUCCCAGAAGGGAGUAGCAGUUCCCUACAUCCAAUGCCAAGCCUUUGGUAGCGCUGAGAUGCUCGCCGUGAACUACAACAACGUAUACCAGCCCCUGAGCAUUUCGGAGUACUUCUACCAUGAGUACGACGGCCUGGUAUUCAUGAAGACCACCGCAAGGGGCGCCCCGAUUGAACCACACUGGCACUACUACCCCAACGGAACGCGCCAGGCCGGCACAUUCCUAGGGUUCAACAACUCGACGACGUGGGCGUACCUCCUCGACAGCACGUCGGGGAAAUACCGAAUCCGUCUCCUGACCGAUACCUCCAAGCCGUUACUUAGUGGGGAGUUUACCGGUUUCGUGCGAGCUGGUGACCCGAGUGUGUCUGACUAAAGAUGACGAAGGUAUAAUGAUGAAUCUAGGCAGGAUGACAAGAAACGUAUGAUAAUGUCUAAUGUAUAUCUAUCUGCUAGAUAAUCAAAUUACUAUUGCUCUUCGAAUGAGAGUAAACUUACAUCUGAUCUGCUGUAUCUGAAAUUCAGUGUUCCGCACUGCUUAGCUUCUC
Molecule: messenger RNA, 1132 nt
Organism: Annulohypoxylon maeteangense
Lineage: Eukaryota; Fungi; Ascomycota; Sordariomycetes; Xylariales; Hypoxylaceae
Exons: 2
Coding region: 346-960 (204 amino acids)
Source: RefSeq, a predicted model, not a curated record